Messenger RNA from Diprion similis, 1419 nucleotides. RefSeq lists its product as uncharacterized. Lineage: Eukaryota; Metazoa; Arthropoda; Insecta; Hymenoptera; Diprionidae. The coding region runs from base 29 to 1129 and encodes 366 amino acids. The record is from RefSeq and is a predicted model, not a curated record. The transcript has 5 exons.
UCGACAUGGUGAACAAAAUCGUUGAAUAAUGACUGUUAUGCCGACGAGCGGUGAAGUCGCGGACAAAGCAGUCUCCACUGAAGAUGCGUCGAGCAACGUCGAAGUGGCCAGGCUCGAGGCCGUCCUGGCCACGCUCGUUGAAACGAAAGUCGAGUCCAUGAAAGCAUCGGCUUCAACGGCGACCAGACGCGUCGGGAGCGCCCCAGCCAGUCCACGAAGACCGAGAUUAACCUCAUCCUCAACGGUGUCCUCGUCCCAAAACCACUACCACCACCACCACCACCACCAUCACCAUCAUCACAAUGGCCAACAGAACGACAACCACCACCAUCAUCAUCACCAUGAUCACAAGCACGACAAGAAGAAGCAGGAGGACCGUAAGCACAGGCGUCACGACUCGGCACCUUGUGGAGAAUUCAUUGGAGUCGCAGGAGGUUUGACUAACCAGACGGAUCGACAGAGGACGAAAUACGGCAAAGGACACCCGAGGGAUACGGAACAGCCCAAGAGUCCUCGGAAGAGACGUCGGCACUCUCGAAGUCCUCAGGGUCCUCCGGGACUGCGGAAUGUCCUGGAAGAUCCUGGCCCCGAGUCCGGACUAGCUCUGUUAGGCAUUGACAGAGACCAGCAGUUGGACUUGCUCAACUUUGAACGAGCGAGGGAAGCUUUUGGUGACACUCGUGAAUUACCAAGACUUCAGCAAAGCUCCUGCUGUUUCUCACAGAGCGCCACUCAGCUGAAAAUUCAUUACGACGUCGACGACUACGUAGCGUUGAACCUCGAAGACGAGCUCGAAGACGAGGAGGACAGUCACAACGAUCAAAAGAAGAGACGCGGUCCUUGCGAUAAGUAUCACAGGCCAAAGAGGAAGCGGAAACGACGCCGGCGGAGAAUCGGCCCGGGAGAAACAUCCGAAGAACUUGCCGACCCUGAGGAGCUUCCACCACGAGCUCGAUGGACCAUCGUCGCGACUGCCUGCCUCCUUCUCGCCAUGUCGCUACUUCUGGUCGGAGUGACGCUCAGGAUGGCACCCAUUAUCGACGACAUGGUUCGAAGGGAGAACGAGGAAUUAUUGAGUUCACUUAGUCAAGACAGCUUCGUGCCCGAGAACAGCACAGCUCAGCAGUGAAAAGCCUGUUAUGCACGUACUAUCGGAUCGACGAAGAGGACCAGAGGAGAGAAAAACGAUCCCACGCCUUCGUUUUCGCAACGUGUAUAUGUAAUUAUAUAAAUUUUAAACCCUGCAAAAAUAGCAGGGAGAAAAACGUGCGUAAAGAAUUUGUUUGUUCACUAGGUAUAAUUCCGCGAACUGAAAAAUCAUCUUCUCUCGCGCUGGAGAAAUAUUUAUAAUAUAUCACCAUGCAUACGGCACACGUGCAGGUAGCGUACAUUUCUGAAGAAUUGAUUUAUUUUCAUUUC